AUGGAAAGUAAAAUACUCUCGACUAAGACAGAAAUUGUUUGGAGAAGCGUCCUAGUAAUACUUUAUCUUCAUCUUGCAGCAAUUUUUGGAUUAUACUUUACAUUGUUUAAAGCAAAAUGGCAAACAAACGCCUUUAAUCUUGCUUUUGCCUUUUGUGCGGGUCUUGGUAUAACAGCUGGAGCGCAUAGAUUGUGGUGUCAUAAAUCAUAUAAAGCAAAACUACCUCUGCGCAUUCUUCUAGCAAUUUUUAAUUGUAUGGCAAUGCAGACUAGCAUUUACGAAUGGUGCCGAGAUCAUCGAAUGCAUCAUACAUUUUCAGAAACCGAUGCUGAUCCUCAUAAUGCCUCUAGAGGAUUCUUCUUCUCUCACGUAGGGUGGUUGAUGGUGAGAAAACAUCCUGAAGUAAUAAAAAAAGGAGAGAACGUCUACUUCGAUGAUAUCCUAUCCGAUCCCGUUGUAAGAAUCCAGAAAAGAUUUUACAUCCCGUUAGCUUUCUUACUGGGAUUUGUAAUUCCAAUCUGCUUACCCAUCCUGUGUUGGCAAGAAGCAUCUCUAAGCUCCUAUCAUGUCUGUAUGUUGCGAUACGUAGUUUUACUGAACUCCACCUGGUUUGUAAACAGUUUAGCUCACCAUUAUGGUCAGAGACCUUAUAACAAGCACAUAAAUCCCAGAGAAAAUUUAUUAGUAUCCUUGCUGGCUAUCGGUGAAGGUUUUCAUAAUUAUCAUCACACUUUUCCAUGGGAUUAUUCUACUAGUGAGUUGGGUUGGUUUUUCAACUUCAGCACAUUCUUCAUCGAUAUGAUGGCCGCUAUCGGUUUGGCAUUCGAUCUGAAGACCGUAUCUAAAGAUCAAAUUCAAAAAGUAAAAGAAAAGUCACAAAAAAUUUCAAAAAAUGUUUCCAAUCAGUAA
Messenger RNA from Centruroides sculpturatus (bark scorpion), 909 nucleotides. Its product is annotated as acyl-CoA desaturase-like. Gene Ontology annotation, molecular function: iron ion binding; stearoyl-CoA 9-desaturase activity. Lineage: Eukaryota; Metazoa; Arthropoda; Arachnida; Scorpiones; Buthidae. Gene Ontology annotation, biological process: unsaturated fatty acid biosynthetic process. The record is from RefSeq and is a predicted model, not a curated record. The transcript has 4 exons. Gene Ontology annotation, cellular component: endoplasmic reticulum membrane. The coding region runs from base 1 to 909 and encodes 302 amino acids.